UCACUUCACGCCUACAUUGCGUCUCGCCUUUCGAACAUCUUCUCGGCUCUCUUUGUAGCUGCUAUUAUCCUCCCCCACGCGCCCCCCCCCCCGCCGUGACUGCACACUGCAGGCACAGGUCUGAGAAACACCAAAUACACUCUCACCGUUCCGAUCCUCACCAUCUCGCACUCGCACCAAUCCCACCCGAGAAGGCAAUCAGUCUUACCUCGUCACCGCCAUGGCUCUCGCUUCAUUCCUUGUCGCGCUCUUCUCGAUCCACUCCAGCUUCUCCGCCAGCGUAGCUUUCGAUACCAUCAAGUUCUUCCUCAAGCUGAUUGUCUUCAUGCUGUUGGGUGUGCUUCUUUCGCAAUAUCGUUCCAGUCGACGCAUCAACAAUCUGCUGAAGAAAGUGGAGGGCCUGGGAAGGCUGCAGAAGCAAGUGGAUGGUCUGGGCAUGACCUACAAGAGCGUGGUCGAGCGAUUGAACAAGAUGCAGAAGACUGAUGCGUUGACUGUCAGCCAGCUUGAGAAGAUGGUCUAUGCGCCGUACACACAGGAUGCCGAUCUCAAGAAGCACGUCUCUGUUCUGAAUGAAAAUGUGGGCAGACUGAUGAAGAGUGUCGGAGAUCUGCACAUGAGAUUAGCAGUGCUGAGUGUCGACAUGCAGAUCGCGCAGCACAUUGCAGACAUGGGGAAACAUGCGAAGCACAUAACGAAGAAUGGUGCGAAUGAGGCAGAUGAGCAGGUGGCGGUUUCUGGAGGGCCCAGGUACGAAGAGGUCGUGAAUAAGCAGGAAUACACCCCAGCUUCGACUGAUUGUGGGGAUCUUGACGAUGAGACUUCUCGCACUCGCUCCAUUCCCCCCUACGGGUCCGAGCAGGGUUCAGACUGGGAGACAGUUGCAGUCCGAAUUAAUGGCAGUUCCUAGGCUUGGUUCGCUCUGAGUACUGAGAAGCUAUGCAGUACUCACGGGGACAAUGGUAACAUAAAGGGAAGCUUUGACUGUAUCGAAGUACACCGCAGAUCGGUGGUAGAGAGAACUAUCAUGAUCUCAUCAGUGCUUGAGGACGUCACCUUGGUCAUGAAUGAGCGAGAAGGCCAUUGAGGACAUAGAUAUUAACCAAACUAAUCUUCUCGUGGCAUACUAUGAGCCAUAAAACCUCUGUGGUGCCUUGCCAUGUCGAUCUCGACGUGCGGGAAUUUAUCCAUGAGGGAUUUCCAUUCUUGGCAACCUCUUAGGUAACGGAAAUGAGCAACCCCCGAAAGGU
Cucurbitaria berberidis CBS 394.84 is the source of this 1250-nucleotide messenger RNA. RefSeq lists its product as uncharacterized. The transcript has a single exon. The coding region runs from base 221 to 910 and encodes 229 amino acids. The record is from RefSeq and is a predicted model, not a curated record. Lineage: Eukaryota; Fungi; Ascomycota; Dothideomycetes; Pleosporales; Cucurbitariaceae.